Molecule: messenger RNA, 1639 nt
Organism: Pseudocercospora fijiensis CIRAD86
Lineage: Eukaryota; Fungi; Ascomycota; Dothideomycetes; Mycosphaerellales; Mycosphaerellaceae
Exons: 3
Coding region: 504-1421 (305 amino acids)
Biological process (GO): protein folding
Cellular component (GO): endoplasmic reticulum membrane
Source: RefSeq, a predicted model, not a curated record
GUGUCGAUUCCUCCAUCUUUCGCCCAAGUGCACAAACGGCCUUGAAUGCUCCCUCGUCCACACUGCAAGGCAUAUAACCUCAGCGUACCUGGCAACUACCUGCUAUAGCUUGCCGCAGCGCAGUGGGGUCAAAUUUAGAACAACGCACGUUCUGCCGCACGCCCCAGUCGCUAUUCUAAUCCUCUGUUGAUCUUGGGCAAACCGGUUUCAAUCCACGACGCAGGACACUUCAUCGACUUUGCUCGACCUUCCGUCGUUCCUGCCUGCAAAUCUUGGGCAGCAGCAGCGUGUACAUGCACCGCUUCUGCAUUGCGAAUUCGUCGCCAAUCUUCGAUACUAAAAUAGCCUCGGAGGAGAGCAAGCACGACCCACGUCGCGACCAGCCUCGAGCCCGCCUUUCACGCAGCCUUUCGACUGUCGACAUAUCACCACACAGCCCACACCAGCGCGCGCUGUAGCGCCUUCUCCGCCGAUUGAGCUGCGAUCACGUAGCAGCCGGCUCGAUGGGUGACUACGGGAAAUGGCACAACUUUUGUCGCGACAGCGGUAGCGGGUAUGCGACAAUUCCAGUAUGCAAUCUGUUUCUGGAGUCGCGAGCAAGAGGAGGACAACCGCCGUACUUCGAUGGAUGUCAGCUCACCGGCAUUAGCUUGAGCGGAGACGACAGACACCUUGCGAAUUUGGGCUCGAUACUGCUCUGCUUUAUUGCGAUACUGGCUUCGCUAUUCCUGCUAUGGCGGUCCGAACGGAAGAAGGCGGCGGUCGGCAGAAGAGAAAUGCAAUUCUUCCUCAUGGGCUUCAUCAUAAUCGAGAUCUGCGAAAUAUUCACCGUCGGAGGAUUUCCGCUUAAUGGCGCAACACGAAGAGGCUUUUCCGCUGUCCACAUCGCAGCGGUUGUGGCUACGACCUGGAUUCUCUUGAUGAAUGGUGCAGUCGGAUAUCAGGUCAUAGAUGAUGGAACUCCACUCUCACUGGCGCUCAUUUUUGGAUCUGCUGCUGCACUAUUCAUUGGCACUGGCUACAUUGCACUCGAUACAGGCUUCAGUUGGACGGGCUACUUUGACGACACACUGCGCGACCCGAACCAAGCCUACGCAUUGUACACACUGUAUCAACUGGUGCCGCUGGUGUUCCUGGUCGUAUUCUUCGUGCUCGAAGCAGUUCUGGUUCUGAAGGUUUUGGGCGAGAUCAGGCCUAUGUACUUCCUUAUUGGAGCUGCUCUGCUUUUCGCGAUCGGCCAGAUCUUCCAGUACGUGAUCAGCGUGCAUAUAUGCAACGGUACAGAUGGCAAAAUCAAUGGUGGCUUGUUUGAGACACUCUUCACAUUGCUUGCUGUCGUGACGAUAUGGGUCUUCUGGUCAAGUAUAACGGAAGACGACUGGCCAAUGCCUGCGACCGGAGCCGGCAGUACAUAUAACUAGGCGCCUUUUGGGUAAUACGGGAUAAUGCUUCGUGUUUUAGCAAAGUCAGAUCAGGCAGCUGGCAGUCCACAGCGCCGCUGUCAUGCGUAGCUCAUGGUCUUGAUGACUGUUCGAGCGAGUUGAGCGUGCUUGUUGGACUCGCUGACGAGUCUACGAAUCAUGUUGUGCAUAGCGUGUAUGAGAUACCUCCGAACGUUCCUAUAAUCUUUUCGACCGAA